Indicator indicator is the source of this 615-nucleotide messenger RNA. RefSeq names its product transmembrane protein 220 (gene TMEM220). Bases 1 to 558 code for a protein of 185 amino acids. NCBI's taxonomy places the organism in Eukaryota, Metazoa, Chordata, Aves, Piciformes, Indicatoridae. The transcript has 7 exons. The record is from RefSeq and is a predicted model, not a curated record.
AUGUCGGACGGGCGGGCGUCGGUCUGGCUGUGGCGGCUCUGCAGCCUCCUCAUGGCUGCGUUCUUCGGGCUGGCGGCCACCGUGCAGGUGAACGACCCCGACGCCGGGCUCUGGACGGUUGUCUACCUAGUGCCAGCUGCUCUGACACUGCUUGUCAGCAUGAACCCCUCAAUAACAGGGCUCCCUCCUCAUUCAGCUGCACGCCCACAUUUUGCCUGCUCUUCUUUCACCACUGAUGGAUGCAAUAGUAUUUGGAGGCUCCUCUGUGCUCUUCAUUCUGCUGGCUGCGUUUUUGGGAUCACUGUCUUGGGUUGUUCUUUGUUUGUUUAUGCUGAAGGAAACAUUUUGCAUGAGGAGGAAGGCAGAGAGUUGCUGGGUCUGGUGAUUAUUACAAUAUGGAUGAGACUCUGUCACAGUUCAGCAAAGAGCCCACUGGGUGGAGCUGGCUUGGUUGCUGCAGUGGUGGUCGCCCUCUUGCCCUUUGUUUCCUGGUUGUACAUUUCAAUGAACAGUGAAAUGCGAUCCUCUUGGCCCACACACUGUAAAACAGUCAUUUAGAAUCAGAACCACAGAAUUGUCAGAGUUGGAAGAGACCUCAAGGAUUAUCCAGUUCCA